Messenger RNA from Dichomitus squalens LYAD-421 SS1, 1473 nucleotides. RefSeq lists its product as uncharacterized. Bases 1 to 1473 code for a protein of 490 amino acids. The transcript has 3 exons. Lineage: Eukaryota; Fungi; Basidiomycota; Agaricomycetes; Polyporales; Polyporaceae. The record is from RefSeq and is a predicted model, not a curated record.
AUGCCUGCAUCCCCCAGAAAACCAGGUCAAUAUGCCGAGCACUCGCCGACGGGGGAAUACGUCCAGAAGCAGUCCAUCCCGAAGUCGGUGGCGAGGGCGAUCCCCAAGGACGACAUUGUGAACACAAUGAUGGUUUGGGGGUUGGAGGGGAUGAGCGGGAAGCGAAGGUUCAGAACGCCACAGACGGAGCAGGCGAACGCCAGGAGACGGCUGCAGCGCGCUCUCAAAAAGGCAAGGGCGGCGUACCCGCCUCUUACGACUUUGCCUCUUCCUGUAACCACGAAAGCACAGGCGGUGCACCGUCCCGCGAUGGUGGACGCGUCUGAGGCCGAGCGCGACACCCGCAAGAAGACACUCCCUGCAUAUACCGUUUCGGCCCCCACCUCCGCCGAGAUCUCCUGGGAUGUGCUCCCUAACGAGUCCGCUGUGUCGACGACUGCCGUCGGGCUACAGCCAGACUCAGCAGCCCGUUUCGACUCCGGACAUCGUAGUCGGAGGGUGGCGACGACGCAGCCCACGCAGGGUCGACAGCUGCGGGAGCAGAAACCUUACUCCCGGGUUGGAGGCCACGUUGGUGCACAAGGGUAUGCAGCCACCUGGUAUGCGAUCCCUGAAGAUACACCCGCCUUCCUUCCCGCCCCGCGCGAAGAGUGCCCGCCACUCGACAUUUUCGGGGACGCACCAUUCGCUGGCGCGGGUUACGCCGACCACCACUUCGCCAACGUCAUCAACGGCGGCAUUGUUCCGCCAUCGCCAGCGUCGCAGCCCGAUGUGCCUGCCGUCGGGGUGCAUGAGCCACUUGUCAACUGGCACAGAGUUCCCAUUCCGACCACCUACGGCUCCAUCUUGGACGCCACUCGCGGGCGAUCGACCGGAUUAGCUUCAGUCAGCCAUCCCGCCCUAGUGCUACCCGGACGGCUGUCGGAGCAGGGCUACAACCCGGAGGACGAACCGUUCGACUUGGAAGCGCUGGAGCGCAGCCUCGCUAACAGCACGGAGAGCACGUCCUCGGACGCCCUCGUCAACCCGUACGAUGCUCGCGGGUACGUUGUGCACGCUCGCACCGUCGGGGCACUCCCCGCGCACUACACCGGAGCUCGUUCAAUCGCCGUCGGCCCGUUGUCGGGCGUACCCGAGGCCAUCUGGCAGGCGGAUGCAGGAGCGCACAAUACGGCCGCGGGCAAGCCAACGCUCAACGCCGUCCUUGACGCGUCGAUCGUCGAGGCGAACGUCAGCACUUCCAUGGGAAUCCCUUCGAUCGACCUUUUCGCGAUUCCGAUGGACGACGAUCCCACCUUCGACGGGUGCUUCGACGAGUGCGAACCCUUGUGGCUGCCCGAAGCGAAGGCUUUGGGCAGCCACGCCCCCAUAGCAGAGUGGAGCGACAUCGUGCACUUCACCACGUCGUCGGCCCACUACCCGCAAUCUCAGGCUGCUAACCCUUGCAUAGGGUCGGCGGCCGGUGCGCGAUAA